Molecule: messenger RNA, 1024 nt
Organism: Amphimedon queenslandica
Lineage: Eukaryota; Metazoa; Porifera; Demospongiae; Haplosclerida; Niphatidae
Exons: 5
Coding region: 65-751 (228 amino acids)
Molecular function (GO): oxidoreductase activity
Source: RefSeq, a predicted model, not a curated record
AUACUUUAAAUAGAUCCCGUGUGAUAUAUCCUGAUAACACCGUGUACUUUACAUUGAGCAAAAAAUGUCAACAAAACCAGUAGAAGUAACAGUGGAGGUAACAUCAGACGUGGUCUGCCCAUGGUGCUGGGUAGGUAAACGCCACCUGGACAUUGCUCUGGAGCAAGUGAAAGACGAGUUUAAUGUCCAUGUACGCUGGAGACCUUUCAACCUUAACCCAUGGCUACCAGAGGAAGGAAUGAACUUUAAGGAAUUUGCAAUCACUAAAUUUGGCGAGGAUGGACUGAAGAGAUUCACAUCAGGACAAGUUCCUUUCUUUGAGAAAGGGAAAGCCGUGGGUCUGAAAUUCAAUUAUACGAACAAUACUAGAGUAGUCCCUACAAAGAAGGCUCACAUAUUAUUAGAGUAUGCACACAGAGAAGGCAAACAGCACCAGCUCAAAGAGAAACUGUUUGGGGCAUAUUAUACUGAUGGAUAUGAUAUAAGUGAUCAUCUUGUAUUGGGAGACUUGCUUGAAAGUGUUGGACUAAACAAAGAUGAGGGACUCAGCAAGCUAAGCGACCCGGAGUAUAUCAAACAUUACGAAGAAGAAAUGAUUGAAAAUAAAAGAAAAGGUAUUAGUGGAGUACCAAAUUUUGAGCUGUACCUUUCAAACUCGCCCAGCGGAGUACGUCAGUCUUUCUCAGGAGCCCAACCAGUUGAAACCUUCAUUGCUGUAUUGAGACGACUCAAACUACUAGCUAAAGUCUAACGCUGUCUCCUCUCUCUUGUGUUUCUUUUUCUUUUUUAAUUUUUUCUUUUCUGUACUUGGUUCUGAAUGCGUGGGUGGAGGGAUUGUGGGCGGGGCUGAUAGCUCUGAGUGAAGUCCCCUGAGCCGCUCCAUAGUGUCCUGAGAUACGCCGUUGAUCACGUGAUUUUUAUUCAUAAACUCCCCCAGAGUCUUCCUAACCUCUUCAUAGGUCAUUGGAGUGCUGCUUAAAACCUCCAGCUGUAAAAACUGGUCUUUUUCUGCCAUUUUUAUCAA